AUGGCAGAGCCUGCAUCCAUCUAUAAAUUCCUGUCGAGAGAAGCUGCAAAUAAACAUUAUUCAACCCGCAGUUUUCAGUGUCACUUCUGCCAUCGCAAGUUCUUGUCUUCUCAAGCUCUUGGUGGCCAUCAAAAUGCACACAAACUCGAGAGAGCUGCUGCUAGAACAUCAACCAAGCCACUCUAUUUUCACUCUAGUUCUUCUCUCAUUAUCACAAACCUCACGCCCAAGCCCGAUAUAGAAUCUGCUCGCUUCUUCAACAACAACAACUAUCCUUACUUGCUUGAAGUUAAGCCUUUUCAUCAUCACCUCCAUGCUGCAGGCGCAUCCAUAACUUCUCAUACUGCUUCUACUCUUCCUACUCAACCUUCUGACCAUGUCAAUCUUGACCUCACCCUUCGUUUGUGA
Molecule: messenger RNA, 408 nt
Organism: Vicia faba (fava bean)
Lineage: Eukaryota; Viridiplantae; Streptophyta; Magnoliopsida; Fabales; Fabaceae
Source: the annotation of a GenBank genome assembly